AUGAGCAUCACUGCACGAACCCCCUGGGGCUGGUUCCUGGGGUACCUCAUCCUUGGGGUCACAGGAUCCUGGGCCUCGAGUGCCAGCGGCCGCAUCAUACAGGGCCAGGACUGCCGCCCACACUCGCAACCCUGGCAGGCCGCGCUGUUCUCAGAAGACGAUUAUUUUUUCUGCUCGGGCGUCCUAGUGCAUCCGCGAUGGGUGCUGUCAGCAGCACACUGCUUACAAGACUCCUACACCGUGGGACUGGGCCUUCACAACCUGGAAAGCUCCCAAGAGCCUGGCAGCCGGAUGUUAGAGGCCCACCUCUCCAUCCAGCACCCGAACUACAACGACCCUCCUUUUGCCAACGAUCUCAUGCUCAUCAAGCUGAACGAAUCGGUGAUGGAGUCUAACACCAUCAGGCGCAUCCCUGUGGCUUCCCAGUGCCCCAACCCUGGGGAUACCUGCCUAGUCUCCGGCUGGGGUCGACUCAAGAACGGGAAACUGCCCAGCCUGCUGCAGUGCGUGAACCUCUCCGUGGUGUCGGAGGAGACUUGCCGGCUGACGUAUGACCCUGUGUAUGACCACCUCAGCAUGUUCUGCGCUGGAGGAGGGCCGGACCAUAAGGACUCGUGCAAUGGGGAUUCUGGGGGUCCCAUAGUGUGCAACAGAUCCCUGCAAGGGCUCGUGUCCUUGGGACAAGGAGAGUGCGGGCAGCCUGGCAUACCAAGUGUCUACACCAAUCUCUGCAAGUUCACUACCUGGAUCCAGACCACCAUUCUGACAAGAUAG
This is a messenger RNA of Psammomys obesus (fat sand rat), 774 nucleotides long. Its product is annotated as kallikrein-4. Gene Ontology annotation, biological process: amelogenesis; proteolysis; extracellular matrix disassembly. The transcript is spliced from 5 exons. Bases 1 to 774 code for a protein of 257 amino acids. Lineage: Eukaryota; Metazoa; Chordata; Mammalia; Rodentia; Muridae. The record is from RefSeq and is a predicted model, not a curated record. Gene Ontology annotation, molecular function: serine-type endopeptidase activity.